AGAACGAUAAUAACCAGUCGACUCCCCAAAAGAAGAUGGCGAGUCUCAUCCUCUCUAAUACAGUCCCCACUUCACUCCACCUUAGCAGAAGGACUCAAGUUUCGAUCCGACCGUUGCACACCUUCUCAUCUCCUGCCAUUCGCUUUCCCGGCAGUCUUUUUUGUCGGAAUACGAGAGGUUUAGUGGUGAGAACCAGGGCUGGACCCAGCACUUCCAGUCUUAUUUUUGCUUUUGUGUUCCCACUUUCUCUUCUUCUCGCCACUAUCUUCACCUCUAUUAAGAUUGCUGAUAAACUCGACAGGGAUUUCCUCGAAGAGGUUGCUCUUAACCAAUCAAUGAUGGAAGUGCAAGAUGAUGAUGAUGAUGAAGAUAGUCCUAUUUCCAUAGAGGAACCUGCACUCCCUCGUUCUAGAAAUCGUCCCAAACGUGAAGCUUAGGCGUAAAUUGUGUUGAUUGUGCUUGUACAGUUUUGACUGGGAGAUCAGAAUCAAUGGCAUUACUUGCUAAUUUGUAGCAUAUAUUAGAAAUUCAUUUGUGUUACUUUCUCAUUGUUCCCCCAUUUCAUGUUCUGCAGUGACAAUGGUUGAGUUUACGAAUGUAGUUUUAUUUGCAUAAAGAGCUUGUAUGAGGUAAAGGAGUGCUGUAAAAAAUUUGUCUGGCCUUGGCAGCAAAGUGAAACAACUUAGUGUAUGCAUUUCUUUUGAUUAGUA
Molecule: messenger RNA, 710 nt
Organism: Telopea speciosissima
Lineage: Eukaryota; Viridiplantae; Streptophyta; Magnoliopsida; Proteales; Proteaceae
Exons: 2
Coding region: 36-437 (133 amino acids)
Source: RefSeq, a predicted model, not a curated record